AUGACCUUUACUGCUGGUACAACCCUGAACGUUACACUCGCCAAUCUUCCACAUCCUCAGCAUCUGGCCAAUACCAAAUUUGUGGCAAUUAUGAGUUCAACACAAACCCACGAUGAUGACACACUAAAGGUAACUACUGGGCACUCACCCAGGGGUAUCGGGGAUCUACCACCAGAACUACUUUUAAAAAUCGCCGACUUCGCUGCAGUCACCGAUACGAAUUCCAAGAAGAUACUCUGCAAGCUCUGUCUAGUCAAGCCUCUCAACCCAACCGCGACGGAAGCGCUUUACGCCAACAUUCAUGCCGGUGCCGACUUCAACCCCGUCCUUCUCAUACGAACCCUCCUCAGCCAUCCCUCUCUCGCCGCCCUGUAUGCCGUGGAAGGCCACUACCGCAAACUCAAACUCCCAGAGCUCUCCAUCAUGGUAUCCACGCGACCAUGGGAAAUCCCCUUCCUACCCGGCCCCCUCUUACAGACACUACCAAACUACAACCUCCUCAAAAACAUCACCAUACGAACCCCCCACAUAGACAUCGACCGCAUCGCAAAACUACUCCAACUACCCAACCUCCAUCAACUAGAAGUCUGGAACCUGCGCGAACUCCAACCCCGUCAUGCCUGGCACUGGGACGCCGCCCUAUUCCCCAACCACACAUCCACGGUCCGCCAUCUCACUCUGCGCGGCGGCUACCUCCACGUCGAUGUCUUGACUCUGGACUAA
This is a messenger RNA of Alternaria arbusti, 723 nucleotides long. RefSeq lists its product as uncharacterized. The record is from RefSeq and is a predicted model, not a curated record. The transcript has 3 exons. The coding region runs from base 1 to 723 and encodes 240 amino acids. Lineage: Eukaryota; Fungi; Ascomycota; Dothideomycetes; Pleosporales; Pleosporaceae.